Molecule: messenger RNA, 1605 nt
Organism: Hyaloscypha bicolor E
Lineage: Eukaryota; Fungi; Ascomycota; Leotiomycetes; Helotiales; Hyaloscyphaceae
Exons: 2
Coding region: 1-1605 (534 amino acids)
Source: RefSeq, a predicted model, not a curated record
AUGAGCACGCCAUCGGCAAGAAAGAGACCUGCGGCCGAUGUUUCGGGGGAUCAAGAUGAGAGGGCACGCAUCGCGCGGCCUGCAACCAAACGGCGAAGAUCACAGUCCGUGGAUUCGACGGAGCACCUUACUCAACUAGACUUGGAUAACUCUACUAGGCCAAGUCGUUCUGCUUUCUGUUCUGGCUACGACUUGGAUCGCUUGAAUUAUCAUGUUCGACUCCAAGAUUUUGCCGUGGAAUUACAGAAAGCUGCCAAUGCGGCAUUCCCAGGUGGUCAAACCUCGAGAUACACGACAGUCGAUGUGAUCUUACUAUCGUGGGAGGAUGAGGACCCGACCUUGCCUAUUUCAUCUGAAAUUCGGGACCUGACAGAUACUUUUGCCAAUUUGUAUGGUUAUCAUGUCGAGGAGUGGCUGAUCCCGGCCGAGGAGGACAGCCACAACCAACUCCAGGUCAAGAUCCUGCAAUUCCUUUGGGCUAGCAAUCCAACUCAUUUAAAAAUCGUAUACUAUGCCGGGCAUUCGAAACUAGGCAGCAAUGGACAGCCCAUCCUAAUAAGUCGCGCAAACAGCGGGAAGGAGCGAUGUCCAACGGUCAAGUGGACCGCGAUCCAGAACAGUCUUGAAGAGUCGAGAUCCGACGUCUUGGUGCUCCUUGACUGUUGUGCCUCUGGCGUCUGUACCACAGAUGAAGGGAACGGAGUUACGGAAAUGAUUGCAGCUUGGGCGUGCGAGACCCUCUCGGAUGGUCCCGACCCUUCUUCAUUCACGCAAGCACUGAACAUGAAAUUGAGACAACUAUCUCAAUUACCGUAUCUCACAGUGGGGCAAUUGUACAACGCCAUUUUUACCGAAGUUCAAGCUCGGAGAGUCGAACCUUCCACCUUACGUCCCAAGAAGCUUCCUGUUCAUCGCGUUCUCACUUGUUCUCAGGACUCUCCUCGAAGCAUAUGUCUGUCGAAACACUCAAAGCCAAGCCAGCAACAAGACGUAUUGCACACAACUGAGAAUUCGGUUCCCAUUUCUCAACUACAACCUUUAGAUUUGCCGGUGUUCAAUUCGCCUUCUUCCGAAGAACCAAACACACCCAACUCAAUCAGUCUACUAAGUCAAAAUGCGUCAGCUAAGUCUUCAACGACUUCGCUAGAUGAGCUCCCAGAAUAUCCAAGGCUUCUGUUCUGCAUACGUAUCUCGGAAGACGUUAAAGCAAGCGACUUCUCUCCUGAAAUAUUCUUGGAUUGGUUGAAAAAGGUUCCAAUCAAAGCAAAUCUUGUCAGAGUUGAAGCCGGCUUCGCCAGUAACUCUACACUGGUAAUGUUCUCGAUACUCCCAGCAAUCCUGGGAUACCUUCCCGAGAACCCAGCAAUGACCCUUCUCGGGACAAUCAAGUCCAAAAACAUCAUCGCGGCUGUCCCUUCGAAAGAGAAGGAAAUCAGGACGAAAAAACAACCAGCAGCCGAGAAAGAAGAAAUCGAUGCGAAAGCUAAGAUGAAAUCCCCAACCGCUUCAGCAACCUCAUCCGGCAAAAAAGAGGAGCCCUCUCCUCCAAAAGGGGGAUGUCGCUACAUCAUGUUCCGCGAAGACAUCAGACCUAUGACCUGGUAA